AUGCCUUAUCGAGUGCUGCAGGCUGUCGGCCUGGCAGCACUCACGACCUGUCUGGUCGCCAUUUAUUUCCGUCAGCAGAAGCUUUCAGCUAUCCACAUACACCUAAACACACAUGAAAUGGAGCAUCGUGAUGUCAUUCCUGGCGAUAAACAAAAGACGACGGUCAAAGCGCUGCCCGCUUUGGCGGAGCCCUGGGGAUCACACCACAUGUUCCUCCGGCAGGCACCCUACGACCCCUGCCCAAAGCAGUUCAUAGAGGGCACCUGGACAUCUAAAAGGUCGAUGGGUAAUGCCACUUUGCCACUGACUCUAGAGGCACAACGCGAGAUUCACGAGCAUCAGCACCCCCCCGAUUGCUCCAAAGCGAAGUACCUUGUCUACGCAGUACAUCCCAACGGAAUCGGCGCUGUCUUUCACGUCACCGGUGUCGCGCUGCACCUGGCGCUCGAUCUUGGUCGCGUGUUCGUAGAACAAUCGGGAACCUUCCUCACCGGCCACCCCAAAUGCAAUGGAAAGGAUACCCUGGACUCGUGCUACUUCCUGCCCUUCUCCGGAUGCCGCCCCACGGAGGAACAAAUGAAGUCCGCUGUCACGAUAAGCUUCGAAGACGAAAACCUGUUAGUACAGCCGGGCGCCGACCCGACGACCCUCCACGCCAAUGCUGCUGUUGUGAUUGCCACCCACGGGGCCCUGGUCAAAAUCCGGGCGGCGGCGCCUCGCCGCUUCCAGGCACGUCUAAGCGCCACGGCUAUGGACCCCAAGAAGCACUACUACUGGUGGCGGGCGCAGUCUGUGGCGUACAUGUUGAGACCCAGGCCGGAGGUCCUGGCGGACCUGGAAGAAAGGCGGAGUCGCUUACUGGCGGGUCCCACGCCCCUCCCCGGCUGCAUAAGCGUUCAUGUACGGCACGGGGACAAGGGCGUGGAGGCAGAGGUGUUUGAAGAUAAGAUGUACGACGAGAUUGCGGCCAAGCUUCGCGCGCUGGCCCCGUCCUACUUCACCGACCAGCUGUUUGUGAGUACUGAGGACCCCGAGACCAUUAACUACUUUGUGAACCAGACCAACGGCAAGUGGCACACCGGCUACACGGCGGGAGUGCCGAGGAAGCCCGACAGGCACCGCCCGAACCUGGCCUACAUGGCUGAAAUUGGCUACUACGAGGAGAUGCUGAACUCGUUGCUUAAUUUGGACUUGGCACUGGAGUGCUCGGGCUUCGUGGGCUCCAUCUUCUCCAACUGGGUUCGGCUCAUAGACGAGCUCCGGGCCACCAUGCGCUGCAAGGCCAAUGCAGUCUUUGCGGACGUGCACUACCAGAACCCACACGAGAUGGAUGUCAACUGGUAGGAAAACCCCAAGUAGAGACCAACCCUGAAAGAAUGGGAGAGAGGAGGAGAGUUUGGGUGACUCUUCAGCCCCUCUCCUCACAUUUCUUGGUCACCAGCGGUGCUGGUGGAGCUUGCGGUUACUACAGCGUGGGGCGAUCAAGGAGGCUCCCGCAAACUGGCGGCUUGUUGCAGUCUGCUAGCUAGCCCCUACCAACUCCCAAUCUAGUGGCAAGUCUUAGCUCGGCGGUAUUUUCUCCCUAGAAGCCUUUCGACCCUGCUUGGUAAGGCCUUCACAGGGAAAGACUAAGGGGUGGUAUGGGGGGCUUGUUUGCGACUUAAAACAUUGCUGGGCAUUUGGGCCGCCUUGAUUUGGGUGAGGAGGGAGGGAGGUGGGAGGUGCCCCAGCGGGUGCAGGGGGUGACUAGGGAUAAUGCGUGUGGGUGUCGUAAACGUGCAUGCCAGUGAACGAACUAGCAAGGGCUAGGGUCCCGAGAGCAGGAGGAGCGGGAAGUGUGGCGGCCAUCUCAGGAGUUUGGUGUGUGGGGUUCUAUGGCGGUUGUCAGGAUGUUACACCGAUCGUUUCCAUAGAUCUAUGGGGAUGGCACCCGCCUGGAUGGGGGGCAGCAGGCUUUGGCCUGUGGAAGGGGCCGGCCCCUAGGAAAGAAGCUACUAGAAGGGUAGAGGCAGUCCGUGUGUUUUGGGUGUGUGUGGAUUAAGGGGUCCUUUUUGCCCUCGCGCGUGCGAAUCCAGCGGCUCUCGAGACUGGCGAGGCUAGCUUGAUUUUGGUUUUGUCCUUGCGAUCUCCGG
Molecule: messenger RNA, 2132 nt
Organism: Volvox carteri f. nagariensis
Lineage: Eukaryota; Viridiplantae; Chlorophyta; Chlorophyceae; Chlamydomonadales; Volvocaceae
Exons: 6
Coding region: 1-1344 (447 amino acids)
Biological process (GO): protein N-linked glycosylation
Molecular function (GO): alpha-(1->6)-fucosyltransferase activity
Source: RefSeq, a predicted model, not a curated record